GUGGCUAUGGGAUGGCUCCAAUCCUGGAUAUUACAGUAUCCAAUUUGUUGCUCUUAUGUACAUUCCAUUCAAAUUAUUGUUUCAUUCCUGUUGUAUCCUACCCUGGGUUCUUCAACUGGACUCUAGUACUCAAGGGCUUUUUCCAGUUCUUCCUUACUUGUGUCUGACCUAAAAGAUCUGAAAAGACUGGAGCUCGUCUGAUCUGGUAACUGUAGCAACUGGAGCUCCUUUCAGUUCCUUGGCAGUUAGAAUGCAGCUUGUUUUGAACGUUCACAACAGCACAAAUAAUAACUCCAGGCAACUGGCCGUUUGGAACGUUCGGCAAACAGAAUUUUCAGGAGAACUCAAUUUUCUCCUUUACCAAGGUAGACUGUAUUUAAAAAAAAUACUUUAUUGUCACUUGUACAACUUGUAUACAGUGAGAUUACACGAGUACCCCCCACUCAACUCUCUUCGUCUUAAUUCCCAUCGUUUACUGACGCACACCCACCAAACCCGAAACUCAGUUGCCCUGUUGUUAUCUUUUCAUUCAGCAGCCUAACAGCCCAUGGAUAGAAGCUGUUCUUUACCCUGUUGGUGCGAAUAAUCAUGCUUCUAUGUCUUCUGCCUGAGGGCAGGAGAUCAAGAAAGUGCCGGCCAGGGUGUGAAUCAUCCCUGAGAAUUUUCCACACUCUCCUGAGGCAACAUUCUUCCGCACUUUCAUCCAGCGGAUUCACGGGACAACCUAUAAUAUCUUGUGCUGUAUUCACCACCCUCUGUAGGCGCUUCCUAUCAUAUGAUGGCAAACCAGCGUACCACACCAUGAUCCAGUAUGAAAGGACACUUUCUAUUGUUGAAGGAGAUCAUCAAAUGUUGAUUGACAUCGUUCUUUUGUUUGAAUAAACAUUCAGAAACUAUUGUAAUAUAUAGAUAGAUAAUUUGAGGAUCUUUACAAUUUUACAACAUGCAGACAGAAAGAUGUGUUGAGAAACCAGAGAAAGGAGCUGAGGGAAGUCCGGUGGGGUGGGGGGAGGUUGGGUUUUUUGUUUAGGGGGGAAAUGGAGGGGGGGAAACAAUGUGGAUGACGUAUUUUUGUUAAAAUCACUGUGUUGAAAUUUCUAAUAAAAUUUCUUUUUUUUAAAAAAAGGCAUCGUUCUUUUGCAAUACUCUGAGGAGAUAGAGUCUCUGUAUGUAUAUAUAUAUAUAUUUAGAGAAACUGGAAUUUUAUGUAUUUCAGCCAUUUACAUACCACUUAUAAGAGGCAGUAUGCUGCGAGAGUCCAGACAACCUGAACUAGUUGGGAGGAAAGGAGGAGCUGCUAAUGGGAUUUUCAGGGCGCCCCACCCCACACCCCUACUCUUUACCUUUCAAGCGCUUGCCUGGAAGGCAGGAAUUCAAAUGGUGCAGGCUUCCCGGCAGCCAAGAUGCAGUUGAUGGGCAAAGCUUCAGUACUAGGGGUUGGGUUUAUCAUCAUCAUAAUUAUUAUUACAAGUGAUUUAUCAAUCACCUUCUCAACCACUGUCUCAAGGCGACUUGCACAUGAGUUGCUGACUGUGCAUCUGCUAAAAACACAGCAGCGCUGGUGGAAACAAAGGCUGUGACCAGUGACUGUGUAGAGAGAAUUAAUAUUCCUCAGUUCCGAAGAAGUAGUCUUAUCUGGUGGCUAGGAAAGCAACCAAUCACCUUGGGAAAAACUCUGACUCAAAGAUCACCACCACGAAUUCACUGAGUGGUCUUAAGCAAGAAAUUAUCUUCAGAAAUCUCCACACCUCUGCCAGACUGCAAUAUGGAGAUAAUAAUUUGCCUGUCUUCUCAGAGUUGUUAAGAAUCAAAAGGUUUGGGCCCCUUCCCUACAAGAAAUGACUGGAGAAUAUGAAGACUUUUUGUUGUUUUAUUUUGUUGGCUCAUGGAGGAGGGGAAGGAGUGACAUGACAGAAACUUAUAAAAUUACGAAUGAUGUGGAGAAAUAAAUGUUUUCCUCUUAUCUUCCAGCACUCAAACUCAGGCUAUAUAUACACCAUGCAUUUAAAGCACUUUACUUGGUCUGAUCCAUCAAUACUACUGAAUAAAACUGCUGAAAUUCAGAGCGGUGUUCAAAUCCCAUGGAGACAAUAAAAUAGCACUGAACAGAAAGACUGGGAGAGAGUGUACUGGGGGUGGGGGUGGGAAUCAACAUUUUAAUUUGUGCUAAACACAUGCAUUUAAGCCCUAAUACACAAAUAUAUCAUUUUUAAAAAAUAGAUCAAAAGGUACGCUGUGAUGAUAGCGCUGAUACUGAAUUUGUGUUACAAUGUAGCUACAUGUAAAAAUAAAUCUUUAAAAAUAGAUGGAAGAGUAGGACUAAUGCAAUCCGUACCUGUUCUGCUGUUCUGUUCUCUCUCCCCCACAAAAAACCCCCAGCUUUUCUACAGUCUGAAAAGGGGCUCAAAGAAGAUAAAAGGCAGGCAGUGACUGGAUUAUAAUAUCACAAAAAGUGAGUCAAUAAAGCUUGCCAACUCUGGAGUAACCACCAAGGGUGGAAUUCAACGCCGGUGCUCUUAUAAAUGUUCCACCAACAAGGUUCUUGAGGUGCCUCCUGCUCCUAGUGUGGAAGCACCUGUAGUUAUGGAACAGAAAUUCAAUCCUGGCAUUUGUCAGAGAAAAGCAACUGUUAGGUCCAGUCGCGGACAACUCUGGAGUUGCAUGCUCAUCUCACUCUAUAGGCCAAGGGAGCUGGCGUUUGUCCGCAGACAGCUUCCGGGUCAUGUGGCCAGCAUGACUAAGCCGCUUCUGGUGAACCAGAGCAGCACAUGGAAACGCCGUUUACCUUUCCAUUGGAGCAGUACCUAUUUAUCUAUUUGCACUUUGACGUGCUUUCGAACUGCUAGGUUGGCAGGAGCAGGGACUGAGCAAUGGGAGCUCACCCCGUCGUGGGGAUUCGAACCGCCGACCUUCUGAUUGGCAAGCCCAAGAGGCUCAGUAGUUUAGACCACAGCGCCACCAGCGUCCCAACCCUUUUGUUACCUUUGACUCAAAUCUCUUUCUCCCUCCAGCUCUUGUACUCUGUGCUUGGGGGUUGCAAACAGAUUUCAACAAGCUCUUAACCUUGUUAGCUGAGAUUCGGUGAAGUUGGGGCAGUGGACCAUGCUGAGAGAGAGUUGGUCUCUAAAAUCAGUUGGGCCAUUGAGAUGGUGCCCUUUAAGUUGUGAUCUGCUGCCCCCUGCUGUCCUUAUAUAUGUGGAGCUGGGGAUUGACGUUUCACAGGGUUAGGCAAUCUGUGGCUAUCCAGAUGUUGCUUGUCUACAAAUCCCACCACUCCUGAGCCAAGCUAAUAAUAAUAAUAAUAAUAAUAAUAAUAAUAAUAUACCCCACCCAUCUGGCUGGGGUUCCCCAGACACUCUGGGAGGCUCCCAACAGAACAUUAAAAACACGAUAAAAGAGCAAACAUUAAAACUUCCCUAAACAGUGCUACUUUCAGAUGUCUUCUAAAAGUCAGAUAGUGGUUUAUUUCCUUGACAUCUGAUGGGAGGGCGUUCCACAGGGCGGGUGCCACUACUGAGAAGGCCCUCUGCCUGGUUCCCUGUAGCUUCACUUCUCUCAGUGAGGGAACCGCCAGAAGGCCCUCGGAGCUGGACCUCAGUGUCCAGGCUGAACGAUGGGAGUGGAGGUGUGUCGCGCAUGUCCGGGGGGGCCGGCUGCGAUGGUACCCCCCUCCCUGAUGGUGCCGGGGGCGGUACACUCCCCCCGCCCACCGUUCCUCCACCAGUGAAGGCGAGUGAGUGAGCAAGCUUGCGGGUGGGUGGUGGCACGUGCAAGUGGGCCCAUAAUGGGGGUUGUAAUGUGGGAGGAGCACCCCAAAUUGCCCUCCCAAAACAUUGGAGGAUGUGAUAAUCCGCUGACACUCCAUUCUGUCACUGUUUCCUGUAGAAAUGAGGAAAAGGCAUUCACUCUGCUUUUUUCCAUAUGUUUUGGAGGCAUUGUUAGACUGCUACUAAUCUCUGGCUAAAUUUCAUUUCCACGUCUACCUAACAAUGCAUUUCAGCAUCACUGUUUUGCCCUGCUAUCAGCUCUAUCAGCCAUGAAAUUUCCAGCAAUUUAAAAAAAGAGCAAUUAAAUAAUAGUUUCUGCAAUGUCGCAGAAGAAGCAGAACUACGUUAAACCACAUCAAAGGGGAGACCUUUGCUGACUGAAAGCCACCAUUUUAAACACGCUUUCUUGGGAAGAACUACCUCUGAAAGGAACAUAAUUUACUUCUGAGUCAACAUGCUGAAAACCUAUCACAUUACCAGUUCCAACUUAGUAAUAUUCACCCAUUUUUUGGCUUAGCUGUGUGGCUGUAGCAUUGUGAAAAAGCUAAACGUGGUGUAAUAUAGAAACACAACUGCAGUUCUAUUUCCAGGUCAUCAUAAAAAAGACUGGUGCUUCGGCUGCACAAAAGAACUUUGGAAUGGAAGCCCCUAUCUGAUGUAGAAAAAAGAAAAUGGGGGCGUCCUACCAUACCCUCCAACAUUUUGCUGAUGAAAAUAGGGACGUCCUAAGGAACGCAGGUGGCACUGUGGGUUAAACUACAGAGCCUAGGACUUGCUGAUCAGAAGGUCAGCAGCUCGAAUCCCUGCGAUGGGGUGAGCUCCCAUUGCUCGGUCCCUGCUCCUGCCAACCUAGCAGUUCGAAAGCACGUCAAAGUGCAAGUAGAUAAAUAGGUACCACUCCGGCGGGAAGGUAAAUGGCAUUUCCGUGCACUGCUCUGGUUCGCCAGAAGCGGCUGAGUCCUGCUGGCCACAUGACCCGGAAGCUGUACGCUGGCUCCCUGGCCACUAAAGCGAGAUGAGUGCCGCAACCCCAGAGUCGGCCACGACUGGACCUAAUGGUCAGGGGUCCCUUUACCUAAGGAAAAGUGGGACAUUCCAGGAUCAAAUCAGCAACUAGAACGGCUUCUGUAAAUCCAGGACUGCCCCUGGCAAUUAGGGGCACUUGGAGGGUUUUCAUACUACCAUGAGACUCUGCUGUCUCUCGCAUUGCUUGACUUUUUGGUCUCAUGCAGGGCUUUUUUCCCAGCUGGAACUCAGUUCCAGCACCUCUCACGUGGCCCCAUGGUCAUUAUAAGAGAAUGGGGAGGCAUUCACAGUGAGUUCUGGCACCUCUUUUCCUAGAAAAAUAUCACUGUUCUAACGGUGCGAAAAAAACACCACCUCAAAAUUGUUUCUUCUCUUGGUAAUCAGGAUAUAUGUUUCUAGCCAUACCUACAUAUGUGACCAUAUAGACACUAAAUAAGUGUGACAAAAAACAUACAUGAUAAGAAACCUGUUUUCAUCUUUUGGGUGCUUCUAAUUCUCCAUGUGUGUUUUGUGUGUUUGUUUUUUGCCCUUUCUGGAAAGUGAUUGGAGGUCAACGGAUGACGACAAACAAAAAGGCGAGGGAAGAUUGCAUAAUGUUUGAACUUUUUCCCCCAAUCUGGAAUUCCCCGUCCCCUGUUCUCUUUGCAGAAGUCACCUGACUUCCCCGAAAAAUGCCCAGUUUGAAAGGAUCCAGCCUUCCCCAUCUCACAGACUUGGGCCUGGCCAAAAAAGAAAAACAGGAUUGUGCAACCAGAGACUAUUAGAACUUUCUCUCUCGGAUAGGAUUUCUUAGUAAAGCCGGAGGAUGGCAUCUUUCAAACAGCAGAGGGCAAUGGAGGUCUGCAAUUAAGUGACAUUAACAGCUCAGAAAUGUGGAUAAGGGUUGGUGAGGAUUAUGAAGAGGGAGAUAGAAGAGCCAGACAAAGAGAGAAACAGCUGCAGAAACGAGGAGUGCAAGGUAAAAUUCUUUUAAAAAACUUGUUUUUUUUAUAUAAAAAACCCAGAAUCUGAGUAUUAGCAUUUGAGUUAAAUGUUUCCUGAUGGGAGUCAGCCUUUCUGGGAAAGAAAAUGAUGCUUCUCCUAAGCUUCUAUGGUUGUUUUGCGGGGUGGGGUGGAGAUAGCUGUCUUGCAUAAGUUGCAGGUAAUGUCUGUGAUGAAUCUCUCUCUCCGGCUCAGUUCCUGACCUAUUGCCUUUACAUGGUGCAAAUGACCCUGUUGCCACUUUGUGGGCAAGCGUGCAUCAUGUUGCACUCUGCGCUACUCUAGGAAUCAGUUUCCCUUGCUAAAGGUUAGUAGGGGCUGGGUGCCUAUGGCUUCCGUGAGCUGGGUUUUAACUCCAUUGCUCUGCCCACCAACCAGGCCCGCUUCAGGGGAAGAAGACAAACAAGCCAGCGUGCUUUGUUUGUCUAAAUCUGAAGUCCAGCCACAGUGGAUUUGAGGAAGAAGGCCAAGAUGGAACUCUUGCAGACUUGGUAAGUUAUUGAAAAUAUGAGCUAAUAAGGUGAGACUCUGGCCAGCAACUACUUUUGCUGAAGAAGGGGUUGGGGGAGGCAGGCAAGGCACACACCCCUCUCCCCACAAGAGUUUGUGGCUUUGUUCUACAGUGGAACCUCAGUUUUUGAACGUAAUCUAUUCUGGAAGACCGUUCGACUGCCGAAACAUUUGAAAACCAAGGAGCAAUGGGCGGCCGGCAAAAUCCAUUGGGGAAAAAAUAAAAACAUGCAGCGGAAGCCAUUUGACUUCCAAGGUGUGUUUGAAAACGGAAGCAGGUUUUCAGCGUUUGGCUUCUGAAACGUUUGGCUUCUGAGACGCUCAAAAACCAAGGUUCCACUGUAAUAGUUGCCGAAGAUGCUUCUUGUCCACACUCCUCGUUUGCCAAAGGUCUAAAUACUACCCAUCAAAGAAAAGCAUCUUCCUCAGUGGCCCCUGUUGCUGACCUCAAAUGUAGGAACCAAAUUCCCUCAGUUGUGUUUUCAGCAGUGCAACUUUACCACCUACUCCCUAGAUAGUAGAAGCAAUCCUGUGCUGCUUAGGGGUGCUGAAUCAAAUUGACUUAACUCUUCCACCCCUUGGGUCAUAGGUAGAUGGGGCAGAGAGUAGAAUUGGUAGCCAUUAUCAAUAUUCCUUUCUCCUAUUUAGAGGGACGUGGGUGGCACUGUGCCUAGGACUUGCCGAUCAGAAGGUCGGCAGUUCGAAUCCCCACAACGGGGUAAGCUCCCAUUGCUUGUGGCAAAAAGGCUGUUGUGCUUAUUCUGCCUUUAACAGGAUAAUGGCCCACAAAAAUUAGCAGCUUUUUACAGUUUGGAGGAAAUCAUUCCCUGUUAAUGUCUGCAAGCUACUAAUAAAGGCACAGCUACAGUAGCUAGGGGACGCGGGUGGCGCUGUGGGUUAAACUACAGAGCCUAGGGCUUGCCGAUGAGAAGGUCAGUGGUUCGAAUGCCUGCGACGGGGUGAGCUCCCAUUGCUUGGACCCUGCUCCUGCCCACCUAGCAGUUCAAAAGCACGUCAAAGUGCAAGCAGAUAAAUGGGUACCACUCUGGCGGGAAGGUAAACGGCGUUUCCGUGGGCUGCUCUGGUUCGCCAGAAGCGGCUUAGUCAUGAUGGCCACAUGACCCGGAAGCUGUACGCCGGCUCCCUCGGCCAGUAAAGCGAGAUGAGUGCCACAACCACAGAGCUGGUCAUGACUGGACCUAAUGGUCAGGCGUCCCUUUACCUUUACCUAUCAAUAUUCCUUUCUCCUAUUUAGGGGCUUUGUUUCCUGCUUCCUCUUGGCUUGCACUGAGGCAGCUUCCAUGUACGGGGAAAUCCUGUCUCCAAACUAUCCUCAGGCAUAUCCCAACAAUGCUCUGGAAUCCUGGGAAAUCAGCGUGCCUCCUGGUUACGGCAUCCAUCUUUACUUCACCCACCUGGACAUAGAGCCGUCUCAAAACUGCCAAUAUGACUCCGUGAAGGUACAGGGGCCCCAUUCCACUGCUGGGGCAGGUAGAUACACAGCAUUGGGGGGGGGUGCUGGUGCUGAACCGAUGUGUCUAAAACACUGAGCCUCUUGGGCUUGCCGAUCGGAAGGUUAGCAGUUUGAAUCCCCGCGACGGGGUGAGCUCCCGUUGUUCGGUCCCAGCUCCUGCCAACCUAGCAGUUCGAAAGCACGUCAAAGUGCAAGUAGAUAAAUAGGUACCACUCCAGCAGGAAGGUAAACGGUGUUUCCAUGCGCUGCUCUGGUUUGCUAGAAGCGACUUAGUCAUGCUGGCCACAUGACCCGGAAGCUGUACGCCGGCUCCCUCGGCCUAUGGAGCGAGAUGAGCACGCAACCCCAGAGUCGUCUGCGACUGGACCUAAUGGUCAGGGGUACCUUUACCUUUACAAUCUAUUUCUAUAAGCAGAAGCUAAGAGAGACUUGUCUUGUGUGCCUGUCACUUUUAGGUCCUGAUCGGUAACCAAAUUGAGGGUCAGUUCUGCGGGCAGAAGAAGAGCCGCACUCCUGGCUCACCUGUCCUGGAAGAAUUCCAUGUCCCAUAUAACACGUUGACAGUCACCUUUCAGUCUGACUUUUCCAAUGAAGAGCGAUUCACUGGCUUUGCUGCCUAUUACAUUGCAGAGGGUAAGCCCUGGUCUGUCUCAUCCUGGUGUAUGAAACACUUUGUAGAUAUUGUAUUCCUCCCAGCAAUGCUUUGGGAUGGCUAUAGGAGGAACCCGUUCAGAUUCCACUGAAUGGACAAGCCAGAUUCUUAGCAAGGCUCAAGGGCCCACUUCAAGAUUAAAUAUCUCUCCCUACCCCCCAGCUAAGAAGAAGGGCAGAGUAUUAAGAACACUGGUUAUGGAAAUUGUUUAGGAAUUAUAGCAAGGAUAUCAUAACAACAGAAGAAGAAGAAGAAGAAGAAGAAGAAGAAGAAGAAGAAGAAGAAGAAGAAGAAUUUGGAUUUGAUAUCCUGCUUUAUCACUACCCUAAGGAGUCUCAAAGCGGCUAGCAUUCUCCUUUCCCUUCCUCCCUCACAACAAACACUCUGUGAGGUGAGUGAGGCUGAGAGACUUCAGAGAAGUGUGACUAGCCCAAGGUCACCCAGCAGCUGCAUGUGGAGAAGCGGGGAAGUGAACCUGGUUCACCAGAUUACGAGACUACCGCUCUUAACCACUACACCACACUGGCUCUCACUUAAGCCAUCAUCUAGUACAUAUCUGCAUAUUUAGUACAUAGAUUGCUUAGGAUGCAGAACUAGGAGUUGACCAAGAAUGGAGGUGUUUCUGAGGAACUGUCACAUGUGGUCUGAAAUGGCCUGAUGGUUGCGUGCAUAAAAGACCACAAACUUCCCAAUAGACACCCUGGGUGAUAACUUGAAGCCAUUGAUUCGAGUCCUAACUCCCAGAGCAGGAGAAAACAAGCAUGCUCCAUCCUCCAUGUGGCAGCCCUUGAGAUAUUUGAAGAUGGCUAUCCUUUCUCCUCUCAGUCUCCUCAUUUCCAGGCUAAACAUACCCAGCUCCUUCAACCGUUCCUCAUAAGGCUUGGUUUCCAGACCCUUGAUCAUCUUGGUUGCCCUCCUCUGCACAUGUUCCAGCUUCUCAACAUCCUUCUUAAAUUGUAGUGCCCAAAUAAAAGUUAUUUAUUUCUGCCCCACCUUCCCCCCUUAUGGCACUCAAGGCUGCUUACAGAUCUGUUUUGGAUCCCAUAAGAGACGGCUGUCUUUUAAGCACUUGGGGGGGUCAGGCUCCGAACUCUGAGAGGAAGGCAAGUGGAAGUUUAUGAGAGGUGGCAGGGCCUACCUGAAUCUGGCUGUUCCAGGGAGGCUGUGUGAGGGUUGCAAAAAAGAAGGAAUAAUUGGGACUCUACCUUAAAUGAAGGACCUCUUCUCCCUUAACCAGCACAGUGUUUAUCCCACUGUCUCUUUUCCUUUCUGCCUUUUAUGAUAUUCCACACACGUUCUUACCUCCAUUUCUGUUCACUUCUUGCAGAUGUGGAUGAAUGCACAGAUUUUGUGGAAGAGGCCUGCAGCCAUUACUGCAACAACUAUAUUGGUGGCUACUAUUGCUCUUGCCCACCUGAAUAUUUCUUGCAUGAGGAUCUGAAGACGUGUGGAGGUAGGAGCCUGGUUGCUACUGCUCCAGCAAUCACAGUCCUUAUCCCCACUGCUGAUACGGUACUUGAAAUGGGAAGAACUUCAGCAGUCUACUGUGGAACUGUGGCUGUUUACACACUAUACCUUUAAAGUACAUUCAAAGCACACACACCCUCAAAGAAUUCUGGGUACUGUAGUUUGUUACUGGUUGCUAGGAAUUGUAACCCCGUGAGGAGUAAAAUACAGUGGACACUCGGGUUGCAAACGUGAUCCGUGCGGGAGGCACAUUCGCAACCCCUAGCGCCGUGUCUGCGCACGCACGGGUCACGAUUUAGUGCUUCUGCGCAUCCGCAAAGCACGAUUUACUGUUUUUGCACAUGCGCAAGCGCCGAAACCCAAACAUAACCCAUUCUGGUACUUCCGGGUUCGGCAUGGUGCGCAACCCAAAAAUACGCAACCUGAAGCAUCUGUAACCCGAGGUAUGACUGUACAGUGUCCAGAUUUCUUUGAGAGAAACAUUGCACUUUAAAGUGUUUGCAGCCUGUGAACUUCCACAGAGGCUGAUAAAUGGAAAGAAACUGUGGUUGCUCACAAGGAAAGGAAAAUAAACUAGCAUUGCAUAAUAAAGAAAUAUAAUUAAAUCAUCCCAAACACUGGGAGCUAAGACCCCGCCUCCCUCCGAUGUAAUGGAAGGAGACUUAGAAUGAGGAAUCUGAAAAAAGGGUUUGGCUUUUUACAAAAAGCAUCUGAAGGAUGUUUAGAUAAUGUGUCAUACAGCAGGCCAAGGGGGCAGCAAGAUGCAGCCUGCAUAGACGUCAUUCAGGAUUCAGAUCUGAGCCCUUGAAUCUUAGAAAUAUGUUGAUAAACUGUGGGAGACUAAGUGAGGGCAUAGGAAACGGAGGCAUGGAAAUUCUGGUAUGACUUUGCCAAGCCCAGUGGAAACACAGUCAAGAUAGGCAUGUGCAAAUUCUUGGCACUAAUUCACUUGAAUAUAUAUUUUUGUUUCUUAUUUCUUAUUAAGAUUUUUAAAAUUACGAAAGAAUAAGUCACAUUUUAAAAGCGACAACCUAUGACAGAAACUCAAUACAGUAGAAAAGAAAAGUUGGCUUUGCUUACAUGUACUAACGAGCUAGAUUUUUUUCUUAUCACAGCAUGCUGGUGCAUGUUGCUCAGUCAUCCCAACUUCGUUCCUCGCCUGGGACAAGCAGGAGAAAUCUUUGGCUUCCCAGUACUCUUGAUCCAAGUCUCCCUCGCACGGCAUGAUGGCUAGGAAAUUACCGAAAGUGGCUUCUUAGGGAGCAACAAACCACAUUCAAACCACGGUGCCUGGUUCGAAGGCUGCAAGAAGCCAAGCCUUCUUGGUUUGUUUCUCCCGCUUGGUCCAUGGGAGGAGCAAACUGGAAGCAAUUGUGCAAUGUGCGGCAGCACACUGCUCAUUCAUGCUAAAGCCCAUUAAGCCAGAAACCCCAGCAUAUCAUAACAGGUAGUAUUGGGCAACAUGACAUCAUUUUGAGGUUGAAUCCUGACAAGACAGAAGUACUGUUCUUGGGGGACAGGGGGCGAGUGGGUGUGGAGGACUCCCUGGUCCUGAAUGGGGUAACUGUGUCCAUGAAGGACUAGGUGUGCAGCCUGGGAGUCAUUCUGAACUCACAGCUGUUCAUGGAGGCGCAGGUCAAUUCUGUAUCCAGGGCAGCUGUCUACCAGCUCCAUCUGGUACGCAGGCUGAGACCCUCCCUGCCCACAGACUGUCUUGCCAGAGUGGUGCCUGCUCUGGUUAUCUUCCACUUGGACUACUGCAAUGCGCACUACGUGGGGCUACCUUUGAAGGUGACCCGGAAACUGCAACUAAUCCAGAAUGCUGCAGCUAGACUGGUGACUGGGAGCGGCCGCCGAGACCACAUUAACACCGGUCUUGAAAGACCUACAUUGGCUCCCAGUACGUUUCCGAGCACAAUUCAAAGUGUUGGUGCUGACCUUUAAAGCCCUAAACAGCCUCAGUCCAGUAUACCUGAAGGAACGUCUCCACCCCCAUCGUCCUGCCCUGACGCUGAGGUCCAGUGCUGAGGGCCUUCUGGCAGUUCCCUCGCUGUGAGAAGCAAAGCUACAGGGAACCAGACAGAGGGCCUUCUCGGUAGUGGCACCCACCCUGUGGAACACCCUCCCACCAGAUGUCAAAGAGAAAAACAACUGCCAAACUUCUAGAAGACAUCUGAAGGCAGCCCUGUUUAGGGAAGCUUUUAAUGUUUAACAGGUUAUUGUAUUUUAGUGUUUUGUUGGAAGCUGCCCAGGGUGGCUGGGGAAACCCAGCCAGAUGAGCGGGGUAUAAAUAAUAAAUUAUUAUUAUUAUUAUUACUAUUACUAUUAUUAUUAUUAUUAGUUUUCAAAUUACUUGAACAGGGAAAACACAGGCAAGUAGCAACAAAAGUUUAAAAUCAGAGCUGUGUGUUUGCCAUGAUCCUCUGGGUGCACAGAAAAAAAAGCAUACAGUGUAUAUAUUUCAGCUUCCUAAGAAUAUUUGCUUUAAUUAUUUUAUUUUAAAGAGAAAGUUUCUAGUCCUUAUGGCUGUUUAAUAUAUGCUUGAAAGUGUGCAGAAAUCUCAGAAGCCAAAAGGCUUCCGUGUCCUUAUCUCUUCUGUGCCCAGCAAAACAAAACAAAAAACCAUGCAAAAUAGCAUAUAUCAGAAUAAACACAGAGAUUAAGAGAAAUUAUGCACAUUUUCUUGAUAACCUUUAUUAAUACAGGUUACAGAAUCCAGCUUCCCUGGAUUUUGGAUUACCUGUGAGCAGAAUUUCAUUUUAAGAAAAUAUGGAAUAUAUCAUAAUUGGAUGAAACCACCGGCAGGAUUUGAAAUUUGAGCAAUAGGAAAAUAAUGAUAAUAUAUGAAAUACAGAAAGAUGUAUUGGAGGAAAUAUGUGAUAUAAUAGAGGAAUAUGUAUUAGGUGAAAUGUAUGAUGUCAUGCAGUGAAUAAAAGGGAUGGGUUUAAAAACAACAUGGAAGGAAAGUUGGGAAGUCAGUUCAUAAGAGAACUGUAUAAAAUAAUUGAAAUUAAUUGGUUAAAGUUAUGAAAAUCUAAUAAGAAAAAAGAAAAUAUGGAAUAUGAAAAAAAUCCUGCUUCAUUGGCAGUAUCAGUUACUUUUGUGUUUUUUAAAAUACAUGUAUUUUUGCAGAAAACCUUUUAUUUACAAGUUAGAAACGGGUAGCAAAAAAAUAAUAAUCAUGCAACAAAUAAUAUUAAACAAACAUCCUAAUUUGCUUUUGCUUAUUGCAAAAUGAACCUGAAAUAUAAAGAGAAGGAAGGUGCUUUGCUGGUGUUUUGAGUCUGAAAGCUUAAGGGAAACAGUGAGAGUUCACCAAGGGAACUGAUAUCAGGAAGUUUUUACUAUUACUGACACUUAUCGAAGAAGCCCAUGAUAUUUUGUUUUCUGAGAUGGAAACACGGCAUGCAUCCGUGUGCAAGCACACACACACAUGACAUGAGGGUGGUAAAAAUGCCAUUGAUUACCGGUAAGUGUUGCCCUUUGUUGAUACUUUAGCCCAUCUAAUAUUUGGGCCUUAACACAAGGGGCAAAAGAUAUUUUGGGAGGUAGCUUUAAGCAAGAUACCUAGAAGAGCGCUAGCUUCAGCAGAAAGUAAUCUAACUUUGUUACGGAUCUCCUGGCCGUUUCUCUUCCCUAAACUCUAGUGAACUGCACUGGGAAUGUGUACACUGACUUGUCCGGGGAGAUCACCAGCCCCAACUACCCCAGCCUGUACCCUGAGAACUCGCACUGCGAUUACCGUGUCAUCCUGGAGCCAGGAUACCGCGUGGUCUUGACCAUUAGCAAGAAGGACUUCGACAUCGAGCCGGCUGACUCGGAAGGAAACUGCCCUGACGCCUUGAGAGUAUGUGGUGUCUUUGCUCCUGUUCUGAAUACAUCUUAGCUGUGUGUCCCUAGAAGCCAAAUGGCAGACCGGAGUCCCAGGGGCAACAUUUGCCGUUGGGGGUUGUGGCACACUUGGGCAGGAGCCUGGUUUGGGGCACGGUGUCUGCCCUUUGCUCCUGCUUGCCUUUGCAGCACCACGCUGUUGUUUGCGCAGCAGCUUAGUAAACUAAAAGGGGGAAAACCUCAGGACAUGGGAAAGAGAGGACUGCAUAGGUACACACACUCUUAUGGUCUUCCCCGCAGAGGACCUUAAGGUCCAUGAAUAAUCAUAGUUUAGAGGUCCCGGGCCCUAAAGAAGUCAGAUUAUCCUCCACCAGGGCCAGGGCCUUCUCAGUGAUGGCUCCGACCUGGUGGAAUGCUCUGUCCCAUGAGACCAGGGCCCUGCAGGAUUUAACUUCCUUCUGCAGGGCCUGUAAGACAGAGCUAUUCCACCUGGCUUUCAAUUUGAACUUAGCCUGAUCUUUUAUUCCCCUUCCUUCCCUCCCUCCCCUCCCCUCUUUAUCCUUAAUCCCUCAAGUACCAAAUUUCUGCUUCCCAUACGCCUUCUCCUCUCCAGAUCUUGAGUGUAUUUCUUUUAGAUGCAUUUCCUGUUAAAUAUGCCUCUUUUGUCUUCCUCUAUUAUUUUUCCUUAAUCUGUUUCGUUCUUCUUGCAGUUCUCAGCAGGCGACCAGCAAUUUGGCCCCUACUGUGGCAACACAUUCCCUGGCCCUCCAGAAAUCAAGACUAGAAGCAAUAUACUUGACAUUUUCUUCCAAACGGACCAGUCAGAGCAAGGCAGAGGCUGGAAAAUCCGCUACUUUGGGGAUCGUGAGUAGAUAUCCCAUGAGAGCAAACCUGUGGGGCACAUGUGUGAGCGCUCUGGGACAGAGAUAUGUGUCGUUCUUAGGAGAAUGGGCAUGUGCUUGCAAGUAGCAAAGGUGCACCUUGAGUUGGAAGUCUAGUGCAGGAGAAAACAAUUGCAGACAAGGAAUGCCAUUCAAGCAGAAUGGCCGCUGUUUCUGAGAGCAGUUGUUCUUGGGGUGAAUUGCUGCAGGAGAGAACACUUGAGGUUUGCUAUGCACCCAAAUUGUGAAUGGGUAUUUGGGUAUAACUAAGACUACAAAUCUGGUGCACUGCUGGCAGAACAUCUAAGGGGUUGGCUGGUGUGUUGACAAGUGGCUUCCUGGCUAGGGAUGAGCCCCACCAGAACUGGAAGCAGGGAAAGAAGGAAAACCCAAUGGGGACCUUGGGGUCUUGAAUUUCAGUGGCACCCUGUGCAGCGCCAAAAUUCCACCUCCUCUUGCCUUUCACUCUACAUCAUAGUUGCAGUAGCCCCUGCAGCAACCCUGAGGCUCCACCAACUAGUCACCCUAAAUCCACCUCUGUAAAACCCAUAGAAAUCUGAUAAAUCUUCUGAUCUCUGGUGGGCAAUGGGGAAAUUGAAAGGGGAACAAGGGUUCUAGCUGAAGGCCCUGCAGGCUACAGCUGCCAGCUCUCAGGAGACAGGGUGAACCAAUCCGUUCUUCCUCAUCAGUGGAACCUGGUCCAUUAGGGCAAGGGAGGCACUGCCCGUCAUGUCAUGGUCCUAUGCCAGAUCCCACAGAAAAGGCAGAUAGCCUUUCUCCUCCUGAGUCUUGGUGUUGCCUUUGUAGAACUCAACAGGGAGGAGGGAGGGGGGCAAUACUGGAAUCACGUGUCUGUGCCUGUCAAUGGGCGCCAACCUCUACUUCUUCCUCUUGUUGAUGCGGUUGAGAGUCGAAGAGGCUCAUUAACCCUCAGAGCAGAGAGGAAGUCGCAUUAAAUAAAAGCAUGGCUUCUGUUGACUUGGCUGUGACUGCUGGGGACAGAAAAUGACAAGGGGCGUGUGAGAGAGCGUGUGCCAGGUGAUUCAGUGAUUGUUGACUGGUUUCCUUUCCCCCCCCUUUCCAUUUGCAAAGCAAUGCCCUGCAAAGAAACGGUCAUUCCACAUUCCAGUAUGGAACCCGUGAGAGAACGUUACGUCUUUAAGGAUUCAGUGAAGGUGACCUGUGUCAAAGGCUAUGAGAUUGUACAGGUAAGUCCGUGCCCACCAAGGUCAGUUAGGCUCUGAGAAUCCCCCUGGCAUGAACAGUACAUUGCUGCUACUUCUACACCGAUAUGCAUUGUGCCUCUUCUCCAUCUCAACAUAGCAGUGAGAGAGGAUUCUUUCUGCACUGAUGUCAGGGGCCCAGACCAGUGGGCAGCCAGGUCUUCUGAAAUGCAAGCUUCAGGCAGAUUGGCUGGCUGAAUAAACAACUACCUAGGAACAAUCUUGGGGACGCGGGUGGUGCUGUGGGUUAAACCACAGAGCCUAGGACUUGCCGAUCAGAAGGUUGGCGGUUCAAAUCCCCGCGACGGGGUGAUCUCCCGUUUCUCGGUCCCUGCUCCUGCCAACCUAGCAGUUCGAAAGCACAUCAAAGUGCAAGUAGAUAAAUAGGUACCACUCUGGCGGGAAGGUAAAUGGCGUUACCAUGCGCUGCUCUGGUUCGCCAGAAGCGGCUUAGUCAUGCUGGCCACAUGACCUGGAAGCUGUCUGCGGACAAAUGCCGGCUCCCUCGGCCUAUAGAGCGAGAUGAGAGCCGCAACCCCAGAGACGGUCACGACUGGACCUAAUGGUCAGGGGUCCCUUUACCUUUACCUUUAGGAACAAUCUGGGACCAGCCAAUGGCUUGAUUCACCAAAUGAGAGCUGUGUGGACUCCUUCAGGGACAAGCUUCCCACAAUAAGAGUCUUUAUACUUGCUGGUGGCACCAGAUUGGUCCUCCCAUAUCACCAGACGUCCCAGGCCAGGUGAAUUGUGGACUGUUAUAUCAGCCUCCUGUGGCCAGCAGUAUUAGCAGCACAAAGAGCCAGCAGCCAUUGUCUGAUCUACAGGGCUAUUGACAUGUCACUAGCCACCCUUCACUCCCCUCAGUACUUGACAAUUGGUGCCAUGGCCACAGACCAGGAAUCCUGAGAGACAUAGCCAUCAGGAGGAGGAGGAGGAGGAGGAGAUGAAUCUACUACAGGUGUUUUGCAUGUGAUGCUGAAGUCACCAGAACCUGCAUCUCCUCCUUUGAACCCCAAGGAGAUACUUCUGCCACAGAAAUCUUCAGAUGAUCAGCAGAGUCCUCAGGAUAUAUCCCCCCAUCUUGAAAUCUCAGUUCCUAGAAAGCUAAUAGCUACAGAGAUAUGCCCUGGCCCUUAAGCUGGCCAGAUAUGAUGCUUCAGCUGCAGGAUCAGUCAUUGUGCUCCUGAAACGUACACUUAGGUCCCUGUCUAAGGCCCUGAGUGUGGCAGAUAUGUAGUCAAAUCUAACAACACAAAGUUUUGCUAGUUAGCAAGUGAAGGGGUUAAGACCAUAGAGCUGCAUUGCUGAUAAGCAGACUCAGGCCAUAGAAAUGUAAUUGGUAGAGAAGGCUCUGUAUGAUGUCGUUUCCCAUCCUCUCCUGGGAAGGAAGAAGCAAAGAAGUACCGUAUUUUUCGCUCUAUAACACGCACCCGACCAUAACACGCACGUAGUUUUUAGAGGAGGAAAAUCCGUAGGCAUGCCACCCGUAGGCAUUCCCUCCAUAACAUGCACAGACAUUUCCCCUUACUUUUUAUGAGGAAAAAAGUGAGUGUUAUGGUGCAAAAAAUACGGUAUUUUCUGUUUUGUCUCUCUCUCUUCCACCAGCCAUGUAUAUGGACAUCUGUCCGCUUGCUCCAGCAUCAGGCACUUGCCUGAAGCUAUUUUUGCUGUAAACACAAGUAUUUUACCUGCCUUUAUUUUUACUGCUGUUGCUGCUAAGGACAAAUGCUUGAUUGUGAGAAAAAUACAUGCUUUAAACUUCAUUUUCAGUCUGUAGCCUGUUUCUUUGAUAAACUGGAUAACAAAGGGGGAGACCAGCCUAAUGGCUAGUUCCUACACUUGCAAUUAAACUGUUCAAGAUGGGAUUUAAACUCUGUUUAGCCCCAUGCUUUUAAAUGCAAGCCGUAAGCUCAGAGAUGAAAUGCCAGCAGUUUUGCUUAGUGCAAAUGUUCCACCUCCUUAAACAGUUUUUUUGCAUCCUCUCCAUAUAUCUUCUCACUUUACACAAGGGCCCAAGACUCCCCUCAUGUAACAAGGGAGAGAGAGCAGUGUGUAUGUCAUUCUGAUACAUUUCUCAACCAAUGAAUUAACCCCAGUGUCUCUCAAUUCUGUUCCCUUCAGUCAAAAGGCAGCCUCACAUCCUUCUACUCUGUCUGUCAAAGCAACGGCGAGUGGAGCAACUCUAACCUUGAAUGUGUCCGUAAGUGCUUGGCUUCCUAUAUUGGUGGUCCAUAACAUACUUUCAGUUGGUCUUGAGACCACGGGGAUCAUAACAGAGAGGAAUACUUGAGAAGCAGGAGACUUUCUGAAGUUUUGACAAGAUACUGAAGAGGCAAGCCACUUAUAAAUUUAAACUGGAAAGCAGCUUGCUUCUUCAGCAGUGUGAGUAAUCACAAAGAAACUUCCAGCUCUCUUCAUAACACUCUUCAUAGCUGAGCUGGACGGCAGCCACACAGAAUGAUUGUUCCCCUUUGCGGUGGCUGUGUAAGGUAAGAAAAUACAGUGAUCCACAAAGUAAUAAGGCAACCAAAAUAGUGGUCCUCAGCAGUGCUUUUUUCGGGUGGGGGAGAAUGCAGGUGUACACAUACCCCUAAACAUUUACUUUUGUACAUUUGUACAUUUGUACUUUUGUCCAUUUACUGUAUUUAUUUCCCCCGAUUUGACCUAUAAAAUGGUGAUUUUCUCGAGUCAAAAUGAGAGUACCCCUAAACAUUUUUUAAGAAAAAAAGCACUGGUCCUCAGUUCAGUUAAGCUUAAACACCAUUGUGUGGAUUACCCGAGAUAAAUGGGACUUUUCAAUGGAGAGGGCAUUUAUGCCAUUCCAGUUCUAGGCAACUGGUCCUGGAAGGAGAUGGAAAUAGGAAGGGAUAACUUGGAAGUUAAAGACUGGCACCCAUGAAGGCUUUCAGUGGUUCCCCUGGGCAGGUGCCCCAAACUUUGAGCUCUCAUUUUUUUGGUGGGGAGUAUUUAGUCACCCUAGAAAGAAAGCUGUGGGACCAAAUGUAUAGAUAAGUGAUUUCUAUAGCUUGUAUAUUGUUCUAGAUUUUGGGGGGAGGGGCUAAACCCUAGAACUUAAUAAAUGGUAGGAUUUUGAUUAUUUGUAAUGCGAAGGGAGAAAUACAAGCUGCAGAGGAAUUCCUGAGCUAGUCUGUUCAAAAUGACCUGGCCAAGCUAGGACCAUUAAGAAAAAAUAGAGGGUCAUUGGCAAUGCAAGAGAACUGUCCUCCCUACUUGUCCUGAGGUGUGAACAGAGAGGGGGGGUUGGGAGGUUGGGAAGGUUGCCAGGGUAACUAGGAGUGGGGUGACAGGAAAAAGAGAGUCUUGAGCAGGGGUUGCUGAGAAGGAGGAGGAGGAAGAAGGACUGGGAUCCAUCUUGGGCAGGCUGGCUGAAGGCUGGCCUGAGAGAGAUGCCUUGGACUCCAGGGCUGCACUGCUGUGGGAGACAAGGCCCUCUUGAAAUCACCAUGCUGUACAAUCUGGACUCCAUGCACACUGAAGGUGUAAAUAGGUGAAUAAACCAUAUUUCUUUAAAGCUACGACAGUCUCCACUCUGUGUCAGUUCUCCAAAGGAGCACAAGACCUCUGGCAGACAGUGGGGGGUGGUGCCCAACUUCUGUAACAAUAUUUUUCCUGGUACUGAGGGACCAUAAUCAGGAGCAGCAGGACAUGACCAACUUCCCAUGGUAAGCCUAAGGUUGUCACAGGUCGGUGCCUCUCUGAUUUUGCAUUAUGCCACACCCCCUCCAUGGCAGCCAUCUUGCGACCGACACCCUCACCAAUUUCUCAAAAUUUGAAGUGUGCCCACUAGUCCAAAAAGGUUGGCAACCCCUGCUUUAUGCACCAUACGAGAAAAAGAAAUGGAAAGUAUGUUCAGGCCUGACGGAAUAUGGGUUGACCAGGAUGAGGUGGCAGGUGGCAGCAGAGUGAAGAUUCUAGUCUAACACCCCAUCUUUUCCCCCCCGGCAGCCGUAAACUGUGGCGAGCCUGAGCCCCUUGCAAAUGGAAAAGUCACUUACCUGUCAGGAACCGAGGACAACACGGAGUAUCAAGACACGAUCAGCUAUUCAUGCAACGAGAAGUUUUAUACAAUGCAGGGCAAAGGUAAUGAUGUUUCCCAUCCUUUUCAGAUCCAAGCACCUGAUUCAGAGCUUAAAAAGAGCGUCAUUGUACUCAGUUUAUGAUGACAGAAUUAGAGGUGGCCAAUGUUACGACAAACUCAUUCCAAGAGUCUUUCACUUACGCUUCAUCCCAGUAUCGUUGUGAAACUGGUUGGUGUGUUUUCACUCACUUUGCAUCCACUAAAGCAACACCGUCAAAAGUGGCUGCUUUCUUCUUAUAGGCAGAGUCAGUGUAGAAUUUAAUGAGUUGUAAACACUGAAACGAUUCCUUCCAAAGCACAGUUAAAAUGUACGGCGUGUGCAUGUGUGUGAGAGAGAGACAACCAAAGAACAAAGUUGAGAUGAACAAGGAGACAGGGAUGUGAAGCUCUUCCUGCAGAGUGUUUCUGCUUCCACCUUCUUCAGCUGAUGUGAAUCAAAGGGUGCUGUAGCCAAGGUGGCCAUUCCUUGGCUCCUCCAGGCAACCUCUUUUUUGAGCAUUCAUUCUCAUUGCUUGCAUGCACAAAGCUUGCGCAGAGGUGAUGCAAUGGGUGGGAUGUAGGAUAGUGCUAAGAGGCAUAAAAAGUAAAAAGAUAAAGGACCCCUGGAUGGUUAAGUCCAGUCAAAGGUAACAAUGGGGUUGCAGCGCUCAUCUCGCUUUCAGGCAGAGGGAGCCAGUGUUUGUCCGCAGACAGCUUUCUGGGUCAUGUGGCCAGCUUCUGGCACAAUGGAACACUGUGACAGAAACCAGAGCGCAUGGAAACACUGUUUACUUUCCUGCCACAACAGUACCUCUUUAUCUACUUGCACUGGCGUGCUUUUGAACUGCUAGGUUGGCAGGAGCUGGGACAGAGCAACAGGCGCUCACUUCGUCACAGGGAUUCAAACCACCGACCUUCCGAUUGGCAAGCCCAAGAGGCUCAGUGGUUUGGACCGCAGCGCCACCCGCGUCCCUACUAAGAGGUGUAGGGGUGUGUGGAACAAGGUCUACUCAUGCAACUGGACUACUUCCCUCCCCCCCCCACUGUGUGCCCAGGGGCAGCCAAUCUUGUUUCACCACCUGCUCCAAAUUAGGAAUGUGUCACGUCCUGCUCCCACCCACCGUCACUCCUUCUCUCCACUUCUGCCCCCUCCAAAGUCGAUGAGAGCUCAGGCACUCCUCAAGGCAUUGCCGCUCAUUUUAUUCCAGCUGGUUUUGGACUACAACUCCCAUCAGCCCUAGCUAUCAAGACCAGUGGUCAGGGAUGAUGGGAAUUGUAGUCUGAAAAACAGCUGGAGACCCAAGUUUGGGAAACACGGAGUUAAAGCAUAGCUAAUCUGUGUUAAGCGACCCAGUGUAUCCAUUCUUGGUUAAGCUCAUUAGAAGUGCAUUGCUGGAUCCAUAGCUGUCAACCGUCCCUUAUUUGGCGGGAAACUCCCUUAUCCCAGCGCCGUGUCCCGCUGCUGUCCCUUAUUGAUGAUGUCCCUUAAAUUUCCCGGGUUUCAAAGGAAGCAGCUCCUCUCCCUCCCUCCCUGCCGGCCUCCCCUCUGCCCAUUGCCGCCGCCGCUCCCGCUAGGCCGUACCCCGGAUGAGAUGGGCAGCCUGGCAUGGCCUAUGAAUUGCUGAGGAGCCUUGAGAGGAGAGCAAGGGCAACCAUAGAGAAAGCAGUUCAGAGAGAGGAGGAGGAGGAGGAGGCGGAGGCGCGGGCAGGUGUUCCAAGGGCUAACCAUAGAGGGGGAAAGCGGAGGAAGGACCGCAAGCACUUCUCCCAUAGAUUUGUAGUGGUAGACUAGCAUAGAUGGUCUGAUCUGCAGGUUUACUUCAGGCGCUGUUCCCCCCCCUUCCUCCCGCCCCGCCUGAUGGAACUGAGAGCUGCAGAUGGAGCACGAGAGAAAAGAUACAGAAUUGCAGCAGCAUCUUCGUAGCUUGGACUUCAUUCUGCGCGAAAAGUGGUUGCUGCUUGUAGUUAUUUCAUUGCAGUGUUUCAUCGGCUGGUGUCUUGAGCAGCAACCUCUGGAAACGAAGGGCUAAAAACCGGCGCUGCUCUCCAAAAUUAUCUGGUCCCUUUUAACUGGUUGACUAAAAUCCCUUAUUUUGGCUGCUGGUCCCUUAUUUUCAAGGCUGCUGGUCCCUUAUUUUGAAAUCUGUAAGUUGACAGCUAUGGCUGGAUCAGAUCUGGAGCCAACAUUAUUUACAGGAACCCCACGGACAAGCAGACACUACAUGGCUUGCUAGAAAUUGGCCUGCAAUCUGUUUUCUGAUCUCACCUGCAUUUGGGUAUGAAACACAGAUUAAAAACAAACAACUGAAUAGUGCUAUGUGUUCUUUUAUUCCAAAAGGACUUUAUAGGUGUUCAGCCAGUGGGAAAUGGGUGGAUGAAGAUGAGAAAACGGAGAUUCCGGUUUGUGUCCCAGGUACGGUACACAGCCCUCUAUUUCUAAAUGUGGAUAUUGUGGUCAAAGUGCUGUGACAAGAGUCCACCGCAUUGUCUAGUUUACAGAAGAGCCUGCCAAUAUUUUAAAAUUCUUGCUUCCUCUGCUGGGACAUGUUCUUGAAUUGCCUCAAUGAUUCGAGAUGGUUGAAAACCAGAGCUUUAAAACCUGCUCUCCUCUUAGAUGUUUCCGCAAAGCACCAGUCCUGCAGGAAGCAACAAUGUUCCAUGUUUCAAGAGUCCCUUCUUGCUGAUCACGUUGUUGAGGACAGCCAUCUUGGGGGUUAGGAAAAGGGAAGAGAGCAUAGACCCACUGAAAUAUAUUCGGAGUCGAGUGUGGAUUUCAUGCUUUUUAUUCAGCUCAUAGUAGUGAGGAGGAAUGGAAGUUCCCCCGAAAUGUCUGCUUUAUAUACAUUAUUUACACAAUGGGCCCCACGUGACUGGCCAGUUCCGGGAUUCUCCUGUAGGCCAAUCAGGUUGCGGAUUCACUUCCACCUGGAGUUGGAUUGGGUGGCUCCUGGGGACCAAUCAGACCGCUGCAUUCUGAAUCCUAUUGUUCUAGGAGCAAUCAGACUGUUGCAAUUUGGAUCCUAUUCAACUCAGUACAUAACACCCACAGUAGAAGAAGAGGCACAGGAGCUGAACCUGCAGCUAGUUUCUAAUAGUUUUGCACCCAGCCCUAGUCUGUCUGCUGUGUACAUUCAGCAGUGAUGGGACUUGGUUUUGGUGGGCUCCUGCAGGUUCUGAAGAACAAAACACCCCCUCCUGCGUACCCGCAACUGAUACCUAUUGGGCUAUUUUUAAUGGGCUAUUUAUUUAUUGUUCUUCAUACUUCAUACUUUACGACCAUACUUCGUUGGUCGUAAAAUUCUUUGUGAAGCAAUUUCUCUGAAAAGCAGUAAGUCUUUUAAAUAAAUAAAGCAAGCAAGCAAUCUCAGAAUGGGGAUAUAUGCAUAGGCGUAGCCAGGAUUUAUGUUGGGGGGACGGACAGGGCACCCACCUGUCCUGUUCCAGAACCAAGCUACCUGCCACACGAUUGGUCAGUUUGCGGAAGCCAUGCCUAUCACUCAGUCGGGUUGCCAGUUGCGUCGCUAGAAUGCGCCACAACAUCUUCAGCGAAAUUGAAUAUUUCAAUUUCAAAUAUUCUGGUUAUUUCUACUUCUAGUUAAGUAUUUUUAUUUAUUUACUUGAUUGGGGGGGAGCUGCCCCCCAUGGCUAUGCCCAUAGAUAUGCGUGUAGCAGGCUUCAUUCUCAAUACAGUCGUACCUUGGAUCCCGAAUGCCUUGCAAGUUGAACGUUUUGGUUCCCAAAAGCCGCAAACCCGGGAGUGAGUGUUCCGGUUUGCAAAUGUUCUUUGUAACCCGAAUGUCCGAUACAGGUUCUGCGGCUUCCAAUUGGAUGCAGGAGCUUCCUGCAGCCAAUCAGAUGCCGCGCUUUGGUUUCUGAACGUUUUGGAAGUCGAAUGGACUUCCGGAAUGGAUUCCGUUUGACUUCCAAGGUACGACUGUACUACCCAGUUAAUGUUUCUGGGCAAAGUUAACAAGCUGCAGCAAGCAAAAACUUUGGGAGAGGUCCACACGCAUGCAUGCCCACAGGCCCCAAAACCGGAUUCAACUUGAACCCCCUACCCUAAAGUUAUUGCUUGCUUUCCCUCACGUCAGCGAACAUAAAUGGCUUUGAUUAUUUCAUUUGUGCAAAUCCGGUCUUCCUGCUGCUCGCAAGCUCUUAUUUCUGCUGUUGUUGUUCUAUCCUUUCUCUAGUUUGCGGAGUUCCCUCUGAGCCCGUUAAAGGGGCGGGGAAGAUUUUUGGAGGCCAACAAGCCAAAAAAGGAAACUUCCCUUGGCAAAUCUAUUUUGAAUACCCACAUGCUGGCGGGGCUCUGAUUUCGGACCGCUGGGUUCUGACUGCAGCUCACGUGCUGGAUGGGACCCGGUGCCCAGACAUCCACGCAGGGAUGCUUUGCAUUGGGGGAGAUGCCAUGGAAGGCGCUAGGCCACUGGAUGUGGAAGCCACGUUCGUCCAUCCCGACUGGUUGGAAAUGGCAAACAACCAGCCCCGGACAAACUUUGACAAUGACAUUGCUCUAGUGAAGUUGGCGAAACCCUUGACGAUGGGUCCUACCAUCUCGCCCAUUUGCUUGCCUGGUGCAUCGUCCGACUACGACUUGCCGAUGGGGAUCCUGGGCUACAUAUCUGGCUGGGGCAGGACACCUAAGACACGUGUGGCAAUACACCUUAGGUACGCCCGGAUCCCUGUGGUUAACAUGGACAGGUGCCGAAGCGUGAAGCCAGAUCCCCCAGCAGAUUCUUUGACCUAUGUGUUCACAGACAAUAUGAUUUGUGGAGGGGGCAACGGGAGGGACAGCUGCGAUGGAGACAGCGGUGGGGCGUUUGCUGUCAAAUAUCUCCACGACGAAUUGCACUACUAUGUCGCUGGCCUGGUUUCUUGGGGGCCAAAGUGCGGCACCUACGGCCUCUACACUAAGGUGUCAAAUUACGUGGAUUGGAUCGCAAACGUCAUGAGCCAGAAUGAGACCAGAAGGAUGCAUUUGUGUCUGUAAAGGCACCAGGCUCCCUUGACGUUUUCUUCAAUCCUUUGGGCUCAUGGCAUUUCUCCAAAGUGGGACCCAAGCUGUUGUUGGACUACAGCUCCCAUAAUCCCUAGCUAGCAGGGACAGUGGUCAGGAAUGAUGGGAGUUGUAGUCCAACAACAGCAGAAAACCCAAGUUAGAGAAAUACUGGUAAUGCAAGAGAGGGGAGGUUGGAGUGAAGGUCCGUGCACUGCCAGUUUCUUUAUACAACCUGUUUUCUUGAGAAGCAAAUAGAGCAACCAAAAGCUUUCAGGCUGGAUUUGUUCUUAAACGAUUUCCUGUCUGCUUAAUUUCUUCUUUUAGAUCUUAUGUCUUUCUUUGUAGCUGCUUAAACUCCUUUGGAAAGUGCCCUAUACCACAGAUCUUUUUUAAAAAACAAACAAACCAACAACACACAUUUUAUUAGAAGAAUUUCAUUUAUUAAAAAAGAGAGUGAGGGGGGUGGGAAGAAAGAGAGUAAAAAGUGAGUGAAAAAAUACUUUUACAUACCCAUACAUUGAUAUACAGGUGUGUAUAUUCUUAUUAUCCUAAUGUACAUAUAAUUGUCAAUAACCUAAUGUGUUCUGUGUAAACAGAUGGUGCCAAUAGGGAUAAGAACUUCAUAUUUGUAGCUGCUUAUGGUUUGAACCAGACGCGGGUGGCGCUGUGGGUUAAACCACAGAGCCUAGGACUUGCCGAUCAGAAGGUCAGCGGUUCAAAUCCCCAUGACGGGGUGAGCUCCCGUUGCUCGGUCCCAGCUCCUGCCAACCUUGCAGUUCGAAAGCACGUCAAAGUGCAAGUAGAUAAAUAGGUACCGCUCCAGCGGGAAGGUAAACGGCGUUUCCGUGUGCUGUUCUGGUUCGGCAGAAGCGGCUUAGUCAUGCUGGCCACAUGACCUGGAAGCUGUACGCCGGCUCCCUCAGCCAAUAAAGCGAGAUGAGCAACCCCAGAGUCGGCCACGACUGGACCUAAUGGUCAGGGGUUCCUUUACCUUUGUGGUUUGAACCAGCUGAAGAAAGCACAGUGCUCAUCUCAACUUGUGCUUGCCCUGCCACUUUCUCCUGGUGAAACCUGAUCUUUACCGCUGAAUCGGAGUAAACGUCAAUUUGGUUUCCUCCAGACUGAAGUUUGCUCUGAGCGGGUUUUCCAGGGGAGAGGAAGAACAGCCCUUCAGUGGGGGGAGGAAGCCUGUUCACACCCUUAAGAAAAUAAUUAUAAAGGUGCCCUGCAGUGUUGGAGAAGGCAGGUGUGACUAUACUUCAGAGACAGCAGGGGCCAACAUUUCUGGCAAUUGUGUCACACGUAGAACACAAAUGGGGGAAAAAGCAAAGACAGACCUUCCAAGUGUCCCUAUUUUCCAGGGACAGUCCCAGAUUUACAGAAGCCGUCCCGGUUUCCGAUUUGAUCCUGGAAUGUCCUGCUUUUCCUUGGUUGUUGUUGUUUAGUUGUUUAGUCAUUUAGUCGUGUCCAACACUUUGUGACCCCAUGGACCAAAGCAUGCCAGGCACUCCUGUCUUCCACUGCCUGCCGCAGUUUGGUCAAGUUAGUAGCUUCGAGAGCACUGUCCAACCAUCUCGUCCUCUGUCAUCCCCUUCUCCUUGUGCCCUCCAUCUUUCCCAACAUCAGGGUCUUUUCCAGGGAGUCUUCUCUUCUCAUGAGGUGGCCAAAGUAUUGGAGCCUCAGCUUCAGGAUCUGUCCUUCCAGUGAGCACUCAAGGCUGAUUUGCUGAAGAAUGGAGAGGUUUGAUCUUCUUGCAGUCCAUGGGACUCUCAAGAGUCUCCUCCAGCACCAGAAUUCAAAAGCAUCAAUUCUUCCGCGAUCAGCCUUCUUGAUGGUCCAGCUCUCACUUCCAUACAUCACUACUGGGAAAACCAUAGCUUUAACUAUACAGACCUUUGUUGCUUUUCCUUAGGACGUCCCUAUUUCCAUCAGAAAAAUGUUGGGAGUUUCUGCAAAGAGCACAAACCAAAACCCCUUUAAAAACCAUUCCAAAAGCUGCAUAGGCAGGGGGAGAGAAACAGUUCCUGGUCCUCAGCGAUGCUGUAGAAGCUUUCUAGCAGAUGACCAUACAAUCUAUAAUCUACAUAUCUCUAUUGCAGUAAGUUUUUUUCUUCCUGGAGGGUGGUUUUGGAUUGAGGGAGGUGCCACUAGGAAGUGCAACGAAGUCUGGUUUGCUGCCACUGAUGCAUAGUGGGGGGAAACAGCAUGUAUUGUGUGCAACAGGAAGACAGGAGGACUUCCCUGUCUCUGAUAGUUAGCUGAUCCUUGGAACCAGCCCUCGCUGCUGCUGCUUCUGCUGCUGCUACAGAAUCUCCACAGCUUCGUUUGUAUGUUGAACGCAGCCCUGAUUUUACAAAUACAUUACAUAUUGCUUGUAACACAUACUCACUUGGAUUAUAUUAAAAAGAGAACCAAAUGCAGAA
Podarcis lilfordi (Lilford's wall lizard) is the source of this 27312-nucleotide messenger RNA. The record is from the annotation of a GenBank genome assembly. NCBI's taxonomy places the organism in Eukaryota, Metazoa, Chordata, Lepidosauria, Squamata, Lacertidae.